Molecule: messenger RNA, 1279 nt
Organism: Trifolium pratense (red clover)
Lineage: Eukaryota; Viridiplantae; Streptophyta; Magnoliopsida; Fabales; Fabaceae
Product: EID1-like F-box protein 2
Exons: 3
Coding region: 196-951 (251 amino acids)
Molecular function (GO): protein binding
Source: RefSeq, a predicted model, not a curated record
AAUAUUGUCAUUAUUACACUUUCUCUUACAAAGCUUUAAUCUUGUUCCUUUUUUAGUUCUUCUUCCUUUCCCACCACUCCUCUCUCUCUCUCUCUCUCUCUCUCUCUCUCUCUCUCUCUCUCUCUGCAUUUCUCAGCUUCAACUGUGUAUGUUCAUUUCUGUUCUUUUCCUGGACCAAUUUGCCCCUACUCAAAGAUGAGGGAAUUGCUUCUCACAAAGCAGUACCGAUGCGUACACUCUUCUUCUUGCCAAUGCAUUAAAGGUCAUUUAAGCGAAGAUGUGAUAUUCUUGGUGUUUAACAAUUUGAAUUGGAACCCGAAGCUAAUAGCUACUUUGUCAUGUGUGUGCAAAUGGUUUGAUGACCUUGCCAAGCGAGUUCUAUGGAAAGAGUUUUGUCGAACAAGAGCUCCUAAGAUGAUGAUUGAUCUCCAAACUAGUGGAACUCACAGUAUCGAUGGAAACUGGAGUGCCUUAGGGAAGCUUCUUAUAUACUGUGCAGGAUGCAAGAAAGGCGGUUUGUUUAAGAAUGUUCAAAUCCCUGCUCAUUUCGUUUACAGGACUAGAUUUUCUAAAACGUCAGGAAAGAGCUUUCUUUUGCCGCAAUGCAUAAACGAUGUUUUGUAUGUUUCUGAUCCUUGUGAGCAUCUUGACCAAGGCGAAGAAGGAGAUAUAGGAUUCUUCCGCGGAGUUUUUAAGUCAUUUGCAACUACAAAUGUAAGGAGGAUGCUUAUUAACAAAGGCGCGAAACUCCAUCCGACAGAGGUUUGUCCUUAUUGUAAGGCGAGGUUGUGGAGCAUGCUGCAGGCUAAUAUGAUACCACAAACCGCUAGUUGCAGGUUAGGUUCAUAUGAAGAAUGUGUCGAUUAUCAUGUGUGCCUUAAUGGUCACAUGGUUGGGAUCUGUACCCUGUUACCAUUGUCUGAUUCCGAAGGGGCAUCUGAGAAGGAGUAACAUGAUGAUUGUCAGAUUAGCAUCCAGUCCUCCUCGCAAGAAGUUUGGUUGAACACACUGCUGUUUUGCUUAUAGGUAAAUUUCUGCAUAGGGGAACCUCAGAAGUGCCAUUGUGAUUUUAUUUAAACCAUUAUGCCUGAUUUUGCUAUCUCAACUCAUGCUAGCAUUUUCUACAAAGGGCAAGAUUUUACCAACAAUUUUUCUUGAUGAAUCAGAUAGAAGGGUGUUACUGUGAACUAUGUUAUAUAUCAUGUAUAUUGUGAUGUCUUGAUAUCUGAACCUGUGUAACCAAUUUGGUGGUGCAAUAACUCAUGCUUGUUAAGAAUAA